Molecule: messenger RNA, 606 nt
Organism: Penicillium canariense
Lineage: Eukaryota; Fungi; Ascomycota; Eurotiomycetes; Eurotiales; Aspergillaceae
Exons: 1
Coding region: 1-606 (201 amino acids)
Source: RefSeq, a predicted model, not a curated record
AUGCCUUCCAGUCACUUCCCUCUUCAGCGGCGGUCCAGCUGCGACUCGAUAUGUUCCGAAUCGGUGUCUGUCGAGUCCGUAGAGUCUAUAGAGAUGUCUUCUUCAUCUACUUCAUCCUGUCCAUCUGCUCAACCCUCGCCACCGCCAUACCGAACCUCCUCGGCCUCACAACAGCCAGCUGUUGAGCCUCUCCCCUCAACUAAUCGGAUCAAAAAGCGCAAAUUCCACUCGGAUUUCGAGGAUACUCUCCACAAUCUGGCCAGACCUCUCCUACCUUUUGUCAACAACGACACCGGCGCAAUCCACCCGGAAUUUCCACGAACCCCUUGUGCCUUCAACCUACUCACCUCCGACCAGCUCGACAGUCUGGCCCGCCACUACCACCAAGUGUGGCCGGCCCAGCCCCCCACUAAUACUUAUCCUCAUCGGGUUCGGCCCUGGGUCGGCGCGCCAGAUGAGUCAUGCAUUGAUCUUGCAACUAAGCGGCAACGCUUCGGGCAUUUUAUCGGAAUGCCUGGGUACUUGGAAUUCAGCAACAGUGCUCUGCCGAUCCCACAGCCUAUGGAUGCAGAGGGAAGGAGUAAACGGCGGAAGGAGGAGAAUUAG